This is a messenger RNA of Hibiscus syriacus, 4567 nucleotides long. RefSeq names its product regulatory-associated protein of TOR 1-like. NCBI's taxonomy places the organism in Eukaryota, Viridiplantae, Streptophyta, Magnoliopsida, Malvales, Malvaceae. Gene Ontology annotation, biological process: cellular response to amino acid stimulus; positive regulation of cell growth; positive regulation of protein serine/threonine kinase activity. The coding region runs from base 433 to 4512 and encodes 1359 amino acids. Gene Ontology annotation, molecular function: protein-macromolecule adaptor activity; protein binding. The record is from RefSeq and is a predicted model, not a curated record. The transcript has 23 exons. Gene Ontology annotation, cellular component: cytoplasm; TORC1 complex.
CGCAUAGUCAAAAUCCUUAUUUGAGAGUUGAGUUGACACCCCCUCAAUUUCUCUCCCUUUCCUUUCUCUUAAGUUUUAAUUUUAAUUUCAUUUCAUUUUUCUUGUUCCGCCACUGUUGUAUGCGCCACCACCACAUCGCCGCCGUGAUGGUUUCUUCUAGGGUUUGAAAUCUUCUCUUUUCGAUUAUUGUUUCAUCGUUCAACUUUCCGAGCUGGAUUCUCUCUCUUUCCUUAGGCGAAUCUCCAUGCGCCGCUGGUUCAGCGGCUUUGUUGAUUAAAUCACUUCUCCUUCUUCUUCUGUCUCGCUUUAUUUACUCGAUCAUUUUCAAGAACAAAGGCUAGGGUUGUCCCCUGGGGGGGGAUUUUGUUUGUUUUUAAUUAAUUUUUCAUCCGAGGGCUUUGUUUGCUUCUUUUUUCCAUUUGGGGGAUUUGGAUGGCAUUGGGCGAUCUGAUGACGUCACGGUUUUCGCAAUUGUCUUUAGCGGUAUCCAAUCAUGUCACGGACGGCAGCGGUGGCGACUACCAUGAGGAUGCUUCUUCUGCUGACCUGGCCUCUCAAAGGAGGGAUUUUGAUACUGCAUCCACCAGCAGUUACGCCAAUGCCGCUGCCUCCUCCGCCACAGUGUCUACAAGCAUGGCUUAUUUGCCUCAAACUGUGGUCUUAUGCGAGCUUCGACAUGCUGCCUUUGAAGCUUCUACCCCUACUGGACCCUCUGAUAGUGGCCUUGUCUCCAAAUGGCGUCCCAAGGAUCGAAUGAAGACAGGAUGUGUAGCUCUAGUUUUAUGUUUAAAUAUUAGUGUUGACCCACCUGAUGUAAUAAAGAUAUCUCCUUGUGCAAGAAUGGAGUGCUGGAUUGAUCCUUUUUCUAUGGAACCACAAAAAGCUCUUGAAUCCAUUGGGAAAAACCUAAGAGACCAAUAUGAGAGGUGGCAGCCCAAGGCUCGCUGCAAGGUUGAACUUGAUCCUACGGUGGAUGAAGUGAAGAAACUUUGUAAUACAUGUCGUAGAUAUGCCAACUCAGAACGGGUUCUAUUUCAUUAUAAUGGACAUGGUGUUCCAAAGCCAACUGCAAAUGGUGAAAUCUGGCUUUUCAAUAAGAGUUACACACAAUAUAUACCCUUGCCCAUCAGUGACCUUGAUUCAUGGUUAAGAACACCUUCUAUUUAUGUUUUCGAUUGCUCUGCAGCUGGAAUGAUUGUUAAUUCCUUCAUUGAGCUUCUUGACUCUGGCACUUCUAACUACCCUGGAUCUGCACGAGAUUGUAUUCUUCUGGCUGCAUGUGAAGCACAUGAGACUCUUCCUCAAAGUGCUGAAUUUCCUGCUGAUGUGUUUACUUCUUGUCUUACUACACCUAUCAAAAUGGCAUUGAGAUGGUUUUGCACACGUUCUUUGCUUCGUGAGUCUCUUGAUUGUUCGCUUAUAGAUAAAAUUCCUGGCCGCCAAAAUGACCGUAAAACCCUUCUAGGGGAGUUGAAUUGGAUUUUUACAGCAGUGACAGACACAAUUGCUUGGAAUGUCCUCCCUCAUGAGCCUUUCCGAAGACUGUUUAGACAGGAUUUACUAGUUGCGAGUUUGUUCAGAAACUUUUUGUUGGCUGAGAGGAUUAUGCGCUCUGCAAAUUGUUCUCCAGUUUCUUACCCAAUGUUGCCACCAACUCAUCAGCACCAUAUGUGGGAUGCAUGGGACAUGGCUGCUGAAAUUUGCCUUUCUCAGCUUCCCACGUUGGUUGAAGAUCCCAAUGUGGAGUUUCAGCCAAGUCCAUUUUUUACCGAGCAGCUGACAGCUUUUGAGGUAUGGCUUGACCAUGGAUCCGAGCAUAAAAAGCCACCGGAGCAAUUGCCUAUCGUUCUUCAGGUUUUACUUAGUCAAUGCCAUAGAUUCCGUGCACUGGUUCUUCUUGGAAGAUUCCUUGAUAUGGGACCAUGGGCUGUAGAUCUGGCACUUUCUGUUGGAAUAUUCCCUUACGUUCUGAAGCUGUUGCAAACAACCACACAAGAACUGUGUCAAAUCCUUGUGUUCAUAUGGACAAAAAUUUUGGCACUUGAUAAGUCAUGUCAGGUCGAUCUGGUAAAAGAUGGAGGUCAUGUUUAUUUCAUUAGGUUUCUUAGUAGUGUGGAAGCAUAUCCUGAACAGCGAGCAAUGGCUGCAUUUGUUCUAGCUGUCAUUGUGGAUGGGCAUAGACGGGGCCAGGAAGCCUGUAUUGAGGCAGGGUUAAUCCAUGUGUGCUUGAAGCACCUUCACAGUUCCAUGCAAAAUGAUGCACAAACUGAACCCUUGUUCGUUCAGUGGCUUUGUUUGUGUCUUGGAAAGCUGUGGGAGGAAUUUACUGAGGCUCAAAUAAUAGGUUUGCAGGCAGAUGCACCUUCAAUAUGUGCUUCUCUUCUUUCUGAGCCUCAGCCAGAGGUUAGGGCUUCUGCAGUUUUUGCAUUGGCUACCUUGCUUGAUGUUGGGUUUGACUCACUUAGAGAUGGUGUCGGAGGGGAUGAAGAAUGUGAUGAUGAUGAAAAGAAUAGAGCUGAGACUGUUGUUAUUAUUAAAAGCCUCUUGAAUAUUGUUUCCGAUGGGAGCCCUCUUGUCCGAGCAGAAGUUGCCGUAGCUCUAACGCGGUUUGCUUUUGGACAUAAGCAGCACCUCAAGUCAAUUGCUGCUGCAUAUUGGAAACCUCAAUCUAAUUCCUUGUUGAAUUCAUUGCCUUUACUGGCUAAUAUAAAUGGAAGUGGAAAUAUAGUUUCAUCCCAGAUAGGUCCUUUAACCCGAAUUGGAAAUGACAACUCUGCUGUAGUUCGGGAUGGAAGGGUUUCUAUCAGCAGUCCUCUUGCUACUGCUGGUGUCAUGCACGGGUCUCCUUUGUCUGAUGAUUCAUCUCAACAUUCUGAUUCUGGGAUUUUGAAUGAUGGUAGUAGUAAUGGGGUCAUUCGUCAUUUGAGGUCAAAACCUUUGGACCAUACAAUGUAUUCACAGUGCGUACUGGCUAUGUGUACUUUAGCCAAGGACCCAUCUCCACGCAUAGCAACUCUCGGCCGACGGGUUCUUUCCAUUAUUGGGAUUCAACAAGUAACAAAAUCUGUGAAGUCUGCUGGUAGCAGUGCUAGGCUUGGUGAGCCCACAACUACCUCACCAACUCCUAGUUUUGCUGGAUUAGCUCGUUCUUCUUCAUGGUUUGACAUGAAUGGAGGUCAUCUCCCUUUAACGUUCAGAACUCCUCCUGUUAGCCCUCCUCGGCAAAAGUUUUUGACAGGAAUGCGUAGAGUUUGCUCUUUAGAAUUCAGGCCUCAUCAGAUGAAUUCUCCGGACUCUGGAUUAGCUGAUCCACUUCUAGGGUCUUCUUCUGGGGUUUCUGAACGCAGUUUACUUCCACAGUCAACUAUCUAUAAUUUUAGUUGUGGCCACUUCUCAAAGCCACUUCUUACUGCAUCAGGUGAUAGUGAAGAACUAUUGGCCAGAAGAGAAGAGCAGGAGAGAUUUGCACUGGAGCGUAUUGCUAAAUGCCAGCACUCGUCUGUUAGCAAACUUAACAAUAAUAGUCAAAUUGCUAGUUGGGAUACAAGAUUUGAGACAGGUACAAGAACAGCCUUGCUGCAACCUUUCUCUCCUAUUGUUAUCGCAGCAGAUGAGAAUGAACGGAUCAGGGUAUGGAAUUAUGAGGAAGCCACCCUCCUCAAUGGUUUUGAUAAUCAUGAUUUUCCAGAGAAAGGAAUUUCUAAACUUUGUCUUUUGAAUGAGCUUGAUGAAAGCUUGUUGCUUGUUGCUUCAUGUGAUGGAAAUAUCCGGAUUUGGAAAGAUUAUACAGUUAGGGGCAAGCAGAAACUUGUCACUGCAUUUUCUUCAAUUCAAGGUCAUAAACCUGGUGUGAGGAGUUUGAGUGCUGUUGUGGACUGGCAGCAGCAGUCUGGAUAUCUUUACACAUCUGGAGAGAUAUCAUCCAUCAUGCUCUGGGACCUGGAUAAGGAGCAGCUUGUUAAUUCAAUACCAUCAUCCUCUGAUUGCAGUGUCUCAACAUUGGCUUCUUCUCAAGUUCAUGCCGGUCAAUUUGCAGCUGGUUUUGUGGAUGGUUCGGUCAGAUUAUAUGAUAUUCGGACGCCUGACGUGUUGGUUUGUUCAACUAGACCACAUACCCAGCAAGUCGAAAGAGUUGUGGGUAUUGGCUUUCAACCAGGACUGGAUCAAGGAAAGAUUGUUAGUGCAUCCCAGGCUGGUGAUAUUCAGUUCCUUGAUAUUAGAAAUCAAAGAGAUACUUAUCUCACCAUUGAUGCGCACAGAGGCUCACUUACUGCUCUAGCUGUUCAUAGACAUGCUCCUAUAAUCGCCAGUGGCUCAGCAAAACAGCUAAUCAAAGUCUUCAGUCUAGAAGGCGAACAACUAGGCAUCAUUCGGUACCAACAUACCUUCAUGGCCCAGAAGAUUGGUUCUGUGAGCUGCCUUACCUUCCACCCCUACCAAGUAUUACUUGCUGCUGGUGCGGCCGAUGCCUGUGUUUCUAUCUAUGCCGAUGACAAUUCUCAGACAAGAUGAAUAUAAAUUCUUACCCAACUUCAUGAUUUCGGGAGGAAUUGCACGGCAGACGAAA